Messenger RNA from Drosophila takahashii, 973 nucleotides. RefSeq names its product MICOS subunit 26/27 (gene Mic26-27). NCBI's taxonomy places the organism in Eukaryota, Metazoa, Arthropoda, Insecta, Diptera, Drosophilidae. The record is from RefSeq and is a predicted model, not a curated record. Gene Ontology annotation, biological process: cristae formation. Gene Ontology annotation, cellular component: MICOS complex.
UCGGUCGCACCGUGCCUUGCAAAUUACGCAAUGUCUAACAACUGAUGUAAAACACAAGCAAUUUUACCCAACAGUUGGCUAAAUUCCGUGUGUACACACACUCCGAUCGACCACUGACCACUCCGAGAUGCUGCGCACGACGGCGACGAUGGGAUUGAUGGCGGCGGUGGCCGUGAAAGCGGUACCAAGCGAGCCCCAAAAACCAGCCGCCAGUGCUCCCGACUGCAGCCUAGUGUGCCGGCCCAGCGAGCUGCCCAUCUACGGGUCGCUCCGCAAGCCAGAACCCAAGAAGGAGCGCCACACGCCGCAGGAUUCGGUGCUGCACCGCAAUUUGGAGGCCGGCGUUCGCUAUGUGCGCGAGGAAGUCCAGUCGGGAUACAAGGCGGUGGCCGACCAGGCCGGCAUUGUGGGCCAGUACGUGGACACUGCCAAGGCCCACACCCAGCACACCAUCGACCUGCUGAACGAGCCGCAGAAUUCGCUGCAUCGCAGCGGAGCCAUCGUGGUGGGCGGUCUGGCCGGUUUCAUCUUUGCCGCCCGCGGUGGCUUCAUCAAGAAGGUGGUGUACACCGGCAUCGGUGCGGGAGCUGUGGCCUCCCUCUGCUAUCCCCGCCAGGCGGAGGAGAACUGCCGCGUGGUGCUCUACGAGGGUCGCAAGAUCUUCGCCGUGGCCUACAACUUCAUCAAGGGCGUGAAACCGGGCGAGGAGGUGCCCCUGGAGCCCAUCCAGAAGUUCCCCACCUCGCUGGAGGACCUCAAGUAUCUGGCCGGCGAUCUGUACGAGGAGGCCAAGGAGCUGAUCUUCCCCAAGAAGAAGUAAUCCUAAACCAAACACCCCUUCGGCCGUGAAGUGUGCAUCGAUUUAAGUUUUACGGAGCUUGGACUUCUUUCCCGAUUAUGUGAUCCAGCUGGAAGUAGUUAUCUCUUUUCUUGUUGCCAGAAAUAAAUUGGCCUCGCGUCGCAAAAGUGAAAA